GUUGAGGAUCAUUUUGAUCCCGACGAUGACCUGCCAUUAGUUGAGUGGAUGACGAAAAUUCAACAGGAAGACGAUCUUCAAGACAAUAUUAGAGCCAAUCUUCCUUAUAAUGAAUACGAUUUCAACGAGUUUGUUCAUAUUGUUGACCAAGUCGUGACUGUCGAAUACCUGGAUGAUGAUGCCAUUGUAGCUGAUAUAUCUUCGGCAGUUGAUACUGAUGAUGGCGAAGAAAUGGAAAAUAAAAAUGAAGAACCUGUCGGUAUGGAACUGAUACCAACUCCAACCACAUCAGAAGCACUACGACAUAUUGACAACGUUCGUCAUUUCCUUCAGUCCCGAAAUACUCCGCAGCGUGUGUUAUAUCGACUAGAUGAAGUGGAAUUACAUAUUAAUGAUAUUCACUUCACAGAUUUUUUUAAGAAAGAUUUUAAAAAACUUUUAUAA
Acanthoscelides obtectus is the source of this 444-nucleotide messenger RNA. The record is from the annotation of a GenBank genome assembly. NCBI's taxonomy places the organism in Eukaryota, Metazoa, Arthropoda, Insecta, Coleoptera, Chrysomelidae.